Anisakis simplex (herring worm) is the source of this 378-nucleotide messenger RNA. The record is from the annotation of a GenBank genome assembly. Lineage: Eukaryota; Metazoa; Nematoda; Chromadorea; Rhabditida; Anisakidae.
GUUUACGAUCACGUCAGAAAGCUUGGUAAAUUCGAUUUGGUACUAUGCGAACUGACGCAUCCUGAAUUCUAUCACUUGGACACUUGCUUCACACCCGUCAGCGAGAAAUGCGCCUUAUGGUAUCCACCUGCCUUCCAGGAACCAGCCAAGAAAGAAAUUAUGAAACGAAUGCCCGACUCUGUGGCCGUGAACGAUGCUGAAGCGAAAGCUUUCGUUUGUAACGCGAUUACGGUACGAAAUACAGUAAUAGCGCCCAAAGGGGUGGCUGAAACGACGAGAAGCGAGAUGAAGAAACGUGGAUUCGAAGUUGUCGAAGUGGACAUGAGUGAAUUCAUGAAAUCGGGUGGUGCAUGUCAAUGCCUUGUGCUGAAACUUUGA